Messenger RNA from Panicum virgatum (switchgrass), 2064 nucleotides. Its product is annotated as calcium-dependent protein kinase 21-like. Gene Ontology annotation, cellular component: nucleus; cytoplasm. Bases 92 to 1765 code for a protein of 557 amino acids. Gene Ontology annotation, biological process: intracellular signal transduction; protein autophosphorylation; peptidyl-serine phosphorylation. The transcript has 4 exons. Lineage: Eukaryota; Viridiplantae; Streptophyta; Magnoliopsida; Poales; Poaceae. Gene Ontology annotation, molecular function: ATP binding; calcium ion binding; calcium-dependent protein serine/threonine kinase activity. The record is from RefSeq and is a predicted model, not a curated record.
CGGGCGGGGGAAGCGGGGUGGCGGCCGGCCGGCAAGGCGCAUCUCCUCCGGUGGCCCGCGCCCGCCCGCCUGCGCGCUCUCCUCCGAGCCGAUGGGGGGCUGCUACUCCGCCUACGCCUGCUCGCGGAAGCUGCGGGGGCAGAUCUCCUUCGUGCUCCCCGUCCCCGAGCGCGACCGCGACGACCGCUCCAGCAGCGACGGCGCCAGCACGAGCACCGCCUCCCCGUCCCCGUCCCCGCGCGCGGACGCCGCCGCGCCCGCCGUGGUCCGCACCACCACCGCGGCCGAGUUCGCGCGGCGCUACGUGCUGGGCCGGGAGCUGGGCCGCGGCGAGUUCGGGGUGACGCGCCGCUGCCGGGACGCCGCCACGGGGGAGGCGCUCGCGUGCAAGACCAUCCGGCGGCCCCGCCGCCGCGCGCCGCGCCGCCUGGGGCCCAACGGCGCCCAGCAGCAGCAGGACAGGGCGGCGGCGGCGCACGCGGCCGACGUGCAGCGCGAGGUGGCCAUCAUGCGCCGCAUGUCGGCGCGCGGCGGCGCCGCCGUGGUGCGGCUCCGCGAGGCCUGCUGCGAGGACGCCGCGGCGAGCGGCGCCGUGCACCUCGUCAUGGAGCUCUGCGAGGGCGGGGAGCUCUUCGACCGCAUCGUCGCGCGCGGCCACUACUCGGAGCGCGCCGCGGCGAACCUCUUCCGCACCAUCGUCGACGUCGUCCAGCUGUGCCAUUCCAACGGGGUGAUCCACAGGGACCUCAAGCCGGAGAACUUCCUGUUCGCCAACAAAUCCGAGGACUCCCCGCUCAAGGUCAUCGACUUCGGCCUCUCCGUCUUCUUCAACCCCGGCGAUCGGUUCACGGAGGUUGUGGGGAGCGCCUACUACAUGGCCCCCGAGGUGCUCAAGCGGAGCUACGGGCCGGAGGUGGACGUCUGGAGCGCCGGCGUCAUGCUCUACAUCCUCCUCUGCGGCGUCCCGCCCUUCUGGGGAGACAACGACGAGAAGAUCGCGCAGGCGAUCCUCCGCGGCGGCAUCGACUUCAGCCGGGAGCCGUGGCCGCGGGUUUCCGGCAACGCCAAGGACCUGGUCCGGAGGAUGCUGGACCCGGACCCCUCCACCCGGCCGACGGCGAGGCAGGUCCUGGAGCACCCGUGGCUCAAGAACGCGGACGCGGCGCCCAACGUGUCGCUGGGCGACGCCGUGCGGGCGCGGCUGCAGCAGUUCUCCGCCAUGAACAAGUUCAAGAAGAAGGCGCUGGGCGUGGUGGCGCGCAGCCUCCCCGUGGAGGAGCUGGACAAGUACGUGCAGAUGUUCCGGCUCAUGGACAAGGACCAGAACGGCAACCUGUCGCUGGAGGAGCUCAUGGACGGCCUCCACAUCAACGGCCAGCCGGUGCCCGAGUCGGAGAUCCGGAUGCUCAUGGAGGCCGCGGACACGGACGGCAACGGGACGCUCGACUGCGACGAGUUCGUGGCGGUGUCGCUGCACCUCAAGAAGAUGACCAACGACGAGUACCUGGCGGCGGCAUUCCGGUACUUCGACAAGGACGGCAGCGGCUUCAUCGAGCUGGAGGAGCUCAGGGAGGAGCUCGGGCCCAACGAGCAGGUCAUCCUCGACAUCAUCCGCGACGUCGACACCGACCAGGACGGCCGCAUCAGCUACCAGGAGUUCGAGCUCAUGAUGAAGGCCGGCACGGACUGGAGGAACGGCUCGCGCCAGUACUCCAGGGCCAAUUUCAACAGCCUCAGCCGGAAGCUCUGCAAGGACAUGUCGUGAAAAGCCAGACCAAUUUGGAUUUGGACUUCGGAGGGGGGUAGCCACUAUCAAUCAACCACGAAAAGAACAUUGGUUGCUGUUGAUGAACACACGUACUGUUGUUGUUGCUCAUCUGACAGAAAAUUCAUUUCUCGAUGGGUAAACUAACUAGGACUGAACUUGCAGAUUCAAACUCGUACUUAAAAAAAAAAAGGGACGCCCGGAGGAGGUAGAGGAACAGGACGAAAUACAAUUUCUGAAUUUGAAGCAUACAUGUAGCUCCCUGAAUAGUAUACUACAAACUCUCAGGCUCUCUGCCU